CAUACAUCAACAACGACAUCACUAUGAAUCUAAACCUCGGCAUGCAUCUGACAUCGCAUAAUAGAUACCCUUUCCCCUCGUUGUCGGUUCGUUCGCAGCCCACUAUUCCCGUUCCACCUACGCCUUGCACAUAACAGGAGUGACACGCCUCCCGUUCCCUCCUGCAGCAUCCCGUCAGAUCAAACAAUGAUCAUUUCUCGCUCUUGUUUCUCACCAGUGAAACCCCUCAUCAGUGAUCCGUGCUUCUACAUUUUGGCGUCAAAAUUCGUAAGCCGUCUUAUCCGCCACGUUAGCUUUGAUGCCUUUCCGUGCUUUCGUCUCGUGCGCCGGCAUCCCUCUCGUUUCUCCAUAAACAACGUCCAAUAUAUCAAAUCUGCAUUGAAGCUCAUAAACGUGUCGAAGACACUCCUCAGCAAGUGCCGUCUGCUUCGCCAACGGAAUUCCGAGACCCGCACUUCGCGUUUCGCCAUUGCGCUCAUCGUGGCCUGUCUCAUUGCGUUCCACAGCAUCGAAGUUUCCGGCGUAGCGCCACGUUUUCGUUCUUCAAUUCCUCACAGACACCUCGGGUGGAUCGCCCUUCAUCGAUCCAAUAAUUUGAUAUGUUCAUCCCGCAUUAUGAACAUGUUGACCCGCCCGUGAUGGAGCGAUGCUUGCAGACGUCCGUUUCGUGUCAUUGCCUUACGUUGAGCAUCGCGAUCUUCUUU
Molecule: messenger RNA, 704 nt
Organism: Fimicolochytrium jonesii
Lineage: Eukaryota; Fungi; Chytridiomycota; Chytridiomycetes; Spizellomycetales; Powellomycetaceae
Exons: 1
Coding region: 187-639 (150 amino acids)
Source: RefSeq, a predicted model, not a curated record